CAAGUCUUAUGUUGAAAUUUUGACAACAAAAUUCAUCCGCUAUAAAUUCAGCAUCACACAAUAUCCAAAAACAUGUAGUCCCAAAAUGCCUUCUUUUUCACCUUCAAAAUUCACCUCCGUCUUCCUCGUAUCAGUAAUUCUAUCAUUCAGUUUGACCACAGUAGCCGAAAACCGAACCACGAACAUAGGAGUGAUCAUCGAUGAAAGAACCCGAGCAGGAAAAGAACAAAAAACCGCCAUUGAAAUCGCUGUCCAGAAGCUCAAUUCAGGCUCCAAAGAUCACAAGUUAGCGAUUUAUUUUACGAAUUCUAGUGGAGACCCUCUUGAAGCCGCUUCUUCUGCGAACGAAUUGAUCGAAAAGCAAAAAGUGCGGGUAAUAAUUGGGACGAAUUCAUGGGAGGAAACUACAGUAGUAGCAAAAGUAGGAGAACGAGCUCGAGUCCCUGUUAUUUCAUCGACUACUGCCACUUUACAACCACUAUCGCAUCUUCAAUGGCCUUUCUUGGUACAAAUGACUGAUCUUGAUAUAUCUAACGAAAUAAAUUGCAUUGUAUCACUCAUAAAAUCUUAUAAUUGGAAACGAAUCAUUGCGAUUUAUGAAGACAAUGUGUAUGGUGGUGAAUACGAGGGUUUCUCGAUAUUAUCCGAGGCACUUCAAAAGAUCGAUUCCAUAAUCGAACACCGUCUAGUUGUUCCUCAUUUCACUUCUCCAUUUGAUCCAAAAGAGACUAUUCGCGACGAUUUAGCGACAGUUUUGACAACAAAGCAAUCACGGGUUUUCAUUGUGUUGAAGUCGUCUUUAUCGACUGCAACUCGGGUAUUUGAAGAAGCUAAUAAACUCGGAUUAACAGGGAGAGACUCGGUUUGGAUUCUUGGAAAUGGGUUUUCAAGUAUUCUUGAUUCAAUCGACCCAUUGGUUUUUCGACCCGUGGAAGGUGCUUUAGGAAUCAAGACUUAUUAUUCCGACAAAAACCCACGAUUUUUAGAGUUUAGAUCCACCUUUAAAUCAAUCUUCAAAUCGAAUUAUCCUGACGAGGAUAAAUCCGAGGCAUGUAUCUACGCUAUACGUGCAUACGAUAGCGUAGAAACUGUCUGGCGUGCGGUGGAUCGUUUAGGAAAUCUAAACGAUACAGACAGUGGUUUCCAAGAGAAGUUGUUGGAUACAAUUCUAUCCAACAACUUCUCUGGUUUAACCAAUACGAUAGCUUUCAAGGAUGGAAAACUAUCAGAACCUCAAGUGCUUCAACUAGUGAAUAUAGUUGGAAAAAGUUAUAAAGAGCUUGCAUUUUGGUCACCCGGGUCGGGUUUUUCGAAUACUAGUUUAAAACAACUAUCUAUAAUUUGGCCCGGGGAUCUAAUAAACCGAAUUCCAAAAGGAUGGACAAUGCCUAACAAUGUGAAGAAAAUGAAGAUUGGUGUUCCCGACUCGACUUCAUUCCAAAGGUUUGUGAAAGUCGAAUGGAUCGAGAGUACAAACGAGACCAAAUAUUCCGGUUUUUGUAUCGCGGUUUUUAGGGCUGUUGUCGCUACUUUGGAGGAGCAAUAUGGAUACACGUUACCUUACGAGUUUAUAAACCAUACGGGCUCCUAUGAUGAUCUGAUUGACAAAGUCUAUUAUAAGACAUACGAUGCGGUUGUUGGUGAUGUCACAAUACUCGCAAACCGCUCAAAGUACGUUGAGUUCACGCAGCCAUUUACAGAGUCGGGGUUGUCGAUGGUGGUGCCAGUGAGAACGGACCCACAAAGGGCAUGGAAGUUUAUGAGACCAUUCACGAUAGAGAUGUGGUUAGCCUCCGGUGGCAUAUUGUUCUACACAAUGUUUGUAGUGUGGUUCAUGGAGCACCAAGUGAAUCGAGAGUUUAGAGGACGAUGGAUGGAUCAACUCGGGACUGCAUUAUGGUUCACCUUCUCUUCUCUUUUCUUCUCACAUAGAGAGAAUAUAAGAAGCAAUCAUAGCAAGGUGGUUGUGAUGAUAUGGCUCUUUGUCGUGUUCAUUUUAACCUCAAGCUACACGGCUAGUCUUACGACAAUGCUCACGGUUCGUAUGCUAGAGCCCACAGUGCAAGAUAUCGAGUUGGUAAGGAGAGACAAUGCACCCGUGGGAUGUGAUCCAGAUUCUUUCGUGGGCAAGUACUUAACGGAUGUUUUGAACCUCAAAAAUAUCAAGAACAUAACAAGCCAAGACGAAUAUCCCGAAAAUUUCAAAAACGGAAAUAUAGUGGCCGCAUUUCUCGAGCUCCCCUAUCAAAAAUACUUUCUCAAAGAGUAUUGCAAUAAGUACAUGGCCAUUGGUCCUUCGUACAAAUUUGGCGGUCUAGGCUUUGUUUUCCCGAAAGAUUCUCCGAUAACCGAUGAUGUGUCAGGGGCAAUUUUAUCCCUCUUGGAAGAAGGUAGGAUUAUCGACAUGGAGAACCAAUGGCUUGAUACAUCCCAAAACUGUUCAAGUUCCGAUUCCGGGGUGGAAUCGGAAAGACUUAGCCUCGAUAAUUUUUGGGGAAUAUUCGUCAUAUCCGGUGCCACUUCAACACUAAGCUUACUACUUUUCCUCUAUCGGUUGCUCCACAACAAAAUUGAACAACGCAUUAUUAGCUACCACGGCUCUCGAUGGAACAACAACAAUGAGAGCCGUUUUAGAAGAGCAAUCAGACUUGUUAUGAUAAUGCUUAGUUUGAAUCCUAGUCGAGUCCAACCGAGAGAAAACUUGGAGUCAUCGCAGGAAUGGAAUCAUCAAAACCCACCACAAUGGGAAUUGGUGAGUCCCACGGAGGUCCCGGAGCAUUUGGAAAUCGGUAGGCCUACUCAACUUGAAAUUCCCAUGAGAAAGAUGGAGCAUAAUAUGACGAUGUGAGAUUGGAAUGAUAAGUGAUGGGAAAAAGAAGAUAUGAAAGGAGAAAGUAGUCUUUUACACCAAAUUCGGAUUUAGGAUGUGGAUGGAAACCACCGUAACGUAUACUUUCA
Molecule: messenger RNA, 2958 nt
Organism: Lactuca virosa
Lineage: Eukaryota; Viridiplantae; Streptophyta; Magnoliopsida; Asterales; Asteraceae
Source: the annotation of a GenBank genome assembly